AUGGUUGGGGACGGUGUGAUUGGUACUGGUUUGGUAGUUGUUAGAAUUGUAGCAUUGGGUACGGACUGGGAUCUGGUUCAAGGGGAAGGUCUGGAUACACGUUUGGAUGGAGUCUGGGGGGUGGUUUGCUGGUCCAAAAACGCACAGAAGGAAGAAAGGUUGGCGGAUCCUGGAUCACGUGGUGAAGAUUCAGAUGGUGUGGAAGGGGAAGACGAGUCUGAAAGUGAAAAGAGAAGGGGAUUGCCCUCUCUACGAGAGCGUUUACCUAUGUCUGCUGGACUAGGAGUAGGUGAACUUCGGGCUCGUUUAGGGGUUUGGUUCGACAGCGUGGUGGUUCUAGAUGGUGCAGGUGUAGUGUCCAUUUCAGUUGGUAGAGAUAUGGUUACUCUGGUUUUUGUUUCGUUGAUUGUUUGGUAA
Molecule: messenger RNA, 417 nt
Organism: Lottia gigantea (owl limpet)
Lineage: Eukaryota; Metazoa; Mollusca; Gastropoda; Lottiidae
Exons: 1
Coding region: 1-417 (138 amino acids)
Source: RefSeq, a predicted model, not a curated record